CAUUAGCAGCAGCAAGAGCUAGAAACUUGUGGAGUUGGUUUCAAGUUCAAAUUUCACCGCACCGCACCGUUGAUAGUUGGCAGAAGUGCGAAGGAGCGUAGGCCCCAGGAGGACUACUUAUCUUACUCAGGCAUCCCUCUCCAUCAAUUCUUCCGCGGAUCGUGAUUCGAAGCUAUUCAAAGGCCUUUGUUUCGAAGCUAUUCAGAUUGCCAGGAUACACGAACGGAGUAGCGUCGUCUCAGCGCCUGCCUCAGAGAACGGACAAAGCCCGUCUUCCGUCUUCUGCUUUUCCUGUAUCGGAGCUAGUAAUCACGCAGCGAGUAGCACGCAUCGUUUAGUGAGUUAAACCCAACUUCAUAAAUCCAGCGCGAGAAUCUGGGCUGGUUUUUAUACGUGGUUUGUACCCGCGGCAAGUGAAACCGGCGGGCAGCAUAAUGAUGGCGCAGAUGGCGCAGGAUCGCGGUCAGGGCGCACUCCGAGUUGGAGUCUCUUCGGACGAGCCGCCUCCGCUGGCGGAGGCGGCGGAGGGGGGGCGCCGCAGCGCCGCGCUGGACAGGCCGUCGGGGAAGCGGCGGCUCGAUGUCAAGAAGCCGCAAGCCGGCGCGGCGGAAGGAGACGCGGCCGGCGCGGGCGCGGGCGGCAGCGCGGAUGUAAGAGGCCCGGGGCACUUCGUCUGGACGACCUGCUGGACGGAGGAAGCUCACAAGAACUUUCUGGACCUUAUCGAAGCGGAUUUCGUGCGCCGAAUGUACUCCAGGCAGUACUGCCACGCCGAUAUUUGCGGCGUGGGGGACGCCGGAAUCAGCGGUGGCGGCGGUGGCGGCGGUGGCGGAGGAUGUCACGUUGCACAGAAACCGUGCGGAGGAGGGGGAAGCAGCGGUGGCGGCAGCAGCCGCACGGCUGUAGCUACGGCUUUCGAGACGGCUCAAGUAUCCCAGACGAGUCAACGCGGCGGCGGCGGCGGCGGCGGGCUUCUCCGUCAUCGUCAAUCGGCGUCGCAGACUCCCGAUGCUGCUAAAACUUCUGCGACUGCUGGUGCUGCUGCGGCUGAGUCAACUGGAAACACGCGCCCAGGAAGAGAUCUGGCUUGCGCGGCUCACGCCCUGCUGCGCGGAGGUUGUAACGGCGCGUUAAGGGCGCCCUGGGGGUCGGGUGGCGGAGACACGCCGUUGGGAAGCAAGAGACAACGGCACGGCGAACAGGGAGCUCAUAGCUGGCAGGUUGCUACAGCUGACGCUGCCGCUACAGCUGCAACACCUGCCGCUACAGGCACUGCAGCCGCUACACCUGCCGCUACAGAUAUCACCGCCAGUUGCGGCAAUUACUCCGCGGAUGUGACAAUGAACGCCGGCUGUAGCAGCAGCGCGUCCGGCAGCACCUGUAGCAGCGCUACUGGCAGUAGCGAGGCUGACGGUAGCGCGGAUGGCGUGUCAGAUGAUGCAACUGCAGGCAGGAGCAGCGGCAGCUGGGGCUUUAAGAGCGAUAUUAUGUUUAGGGGGGGGGGACGAGGAGACGGAGAGGACAGCGGGUUAGUGAGCACAGCCGGCAGCUGUAGCAGCGGGUGUGGGAGAGGAGAGGAGAUGGAGGAGGAGGAGGAGGAGGUGGUGGAGCAGAGGGUGGUGCCCGUGUCUUCUCAAUUAAUGCUUGCGUCCGCUCUUACUGAGGGUGCUGCACUGACCGCUCCUGCUGCUGCCGCCACACCUGCUGCCUCUUCUCCGACUGAGCUGAGCCCUGCAUUGGCCCCUGUGUCUCCUGUAGCGUAUCCUGUAGUGUCUCCUGUCAUGUCUCCUGUAGUGUAUUCUAUUGUGUCUCCCGUAACUCCAUCGACUUUGGCGCCGGCGUCUGCUGUGGUGGUUCCUCCACCGUCUGCUCCUUCUCCUCCACCUCCUCUCUUCCCUACCCAGCUUCCCUUCCAAAGCCCUUGGAUCCGUCGUUUCAACAACUACCAGCAAACGCCGUCACCAUCACCGGCUGCAGAAGUAGCAGGAGCAGCAACAGCAGCAGCAGCACCACCACGGCAACCAGCACCAGGAGUGUUGACAGCAGCAGCAGCAGCAACAGCAGCAGGCGCUUCUGCUCAACCACUAAGUAUGACUUUGAGUGAUUCUUUCAAGUCAUUCUUAGCUCCACUUGAAGCAGAAGCGGGACGUGUGGCUGCUGCUUCCAUGGCAGCAAGAGCAGCGGCAGCAGCAGCAGCAGCAAGAGAAGCAGCGCCAUGGAAGGGUGGGGUCAGCGCCACUUGCACUUUCAACACUGGUUUGACCCCUGGACUGGACACCCUCCAUAUGGGCACGGUCACUACUAUCACCAGCCAUCGCAUCACUGGCAGCUCUGUGGACAGUACUUGCUGACCCCUGCUUUCCACCCCUGCAUCCACCCUUGCUUCUUUCCGCCGCUACUUUUAGCCAAGGUCAUUGGGUAAUGGCAAUGCUGAUGCGCAUGGUGGUGCAGAUGGUGAUAGUCAGUCGUGACUGGGGGUGGUGGUGAGAGAAUGGAGUGGGAGCGGUCCGGGGGACUUAGGGUGGGAUGGGGAGAAAAGGCACACUUGUGCGCAUAGGGUAGUAGUGUGUGAUGUGCAGUAGAGUGGCGGUUACUAUGUGCCACAAAUAGCAUUUGCAUCAAAUAUAUUUGAGAGGUACACUUGUAGGAGGGAAAAAAUGCCUAGGCCAAGGGAAGGUAGUACCUAAUAUUCAAGAGUGUAGUUUGGCUCUUGUUUCAUGCAUAUUAUA
Molecule: messenger RNA, 2729 nt
Organism: Closterium sp. NIES-67
Lineage: Eukaryota; Viridiplantae; Streptophyta; Zygnematophyceae; Desmidiales; Closteriaceae
Source: the annotation of a GenBank genome assembly